UGGAGGAGAGGGGAGGAUGAACCGUGGGGCUCCGGCGCUGCCUGAACUCGCAGCACCCCGGGAGCAUCGCCCCCCAUCCCGCAGGAGAUACAGCUGCUAUGGUUUUUUGAAGGAAAACUGUAGAUUUGAGUGAUUCUGGAAGCCCUCAAAUUAAAGGAGCCAUAAUUUCAGGCUUUACAGGAUUUCCCAUUCCCAGACCAUAGCUGGAUGGAGGAGGAGACUGCGAGGAACAGGAAGAUGCCCCAGGACCCCCAGGCAGACCAGGAGCUGAGGAUGGAGACCAGGGAGGACAAAUCCCCACGGCAGAACCUCGUGGAAGAGGCUGUUUUGAGCAGCUCUAUGGCACAGGAAUCCAACAGGGAGGAAACGCCCCGGAGAUCCCACAGGAGGAGGGGCUGCAAAGCCAGCCCAGGGUGCUCUGAGGAGGAAAGACCCACCCUGUGCCAGGAAGGUGGGCAGAGCUUCAGCCAGAGCUCGGAGCUGGUGGUCCAUGAGCAGCUUCAUGAUGGGGAAAAGCCCUACAAGUGCCUAGAGUGUGGGAAGAGCUUCAGGCAGAGCUCCUACCUGAUCCAGCACCAGUUGAUCCACACCGGGGAAUGGCCCUACGAGUGUGGGGAGUGUGGGAAGGGCUUCAGCUACAGAUCCACCCUCGUCAUCCACCAACGCAUCCACACCGGGGAGAGGCCCUACGAGUGUCCUGAGUGUCAGAAGAGGUUUCAGAGCAGCUCCAGUCUCCUUGUGCAUCAGCGGAUUCACACAGAGGAGAGGCCCUUCCGCUGCCUCGACUGUGGGAAGGGCUUCAAGUACAACUCCACCCUCGUCAUCCACCGGCGCAUCCACAGCGGAGAGAGGCCCUACGAGUGUGGGGAAUGUGGGAUGGGCUUCAUCUGCAGAUCCCACUUGAUCUGCCACCAGAGGAUCCACACUGGGGAACAGCCCUACGAGUGUGGGGAAUGUGGGAAGAGCUUCAGCCAGAGCUCCCACUUGAUCUGCCAUCAGAAGAUCCACACUGGGGAAAGGCCAUACAAAUGUGGGGAAUGUGGGAAGAGCUUCAGCCAGAGGUCCCAACUGAUCAUCCACCAAAUGAUCCACACUGGGGAGCGGCCCUAUGAGUGUCCCGAGUGUCAGAAGAGGUUUCAGACCAGCUCCAGUCUCCUCGUGCACCGGCGCAUCCACACUGGGGAGAGGCCCUACACGUGUCCCCAGUGUGGAAAGAGCUUCUCCACGAACUCUCACUUGACCCAACACCAACGGAGGCACCGGUAAGGGAAGCCCUGCAAAUGCCUCAGCUGUGCGAAGAGCUUCGUGCGCUGCCCCAACGCCAUCCCCCAUGGGAGAACCCACAUUGGGCAGAGCCCUGGUGACGCACAUUCCCAAUGAUCUCUGCUGAGAAGACACCUGGCUGGCAGUCUCCACGUCCUCCUGGAUCCCCAUAGGCACCUGGUGAACUCAGGGCAGGAACAUCCAUUGGGAGUCUGAUCAACAUUGAAAAUUAAUUGGGAAGAGCUGAUUUUUUGACUUUACACCCAAAAAAAUCUCACCUGCUGUGUCAUUGUUUCUUCUGGUGGCAUCAAGCAACAAUGGAUGAUCUUGGAGGUCUUUUCCUACCUGAAUAAUUCCCAUGUUUAUCCCAUCAAAACACCCAGAAUUUGGGUAAAAAUAAAGAAAUUAGGUAA
Vidua macroura (Pin-tailed whydah) is the source of this 1676-nucleotide messenger RNA. RefSeq names its product zinc finger protein 239-like. Lineage: Eukaryota; Metazoa; Chordata; Aves; Passeriformes; Viduidae. Gene Ontology annotation, molecular function: RNA polymerase II cis-regulatory region sequence-specific DNA binding; DNA-binding transcription factor activity, RNA polymerase II-specific. The transcript has 4 exons. Bases 208 to 1266 code for a protein of 352 amino acids. The record is from RefSeq and is a predicted model, not a curated record. Gene Ontology annotation, biological process: regulation of transcription by RNA polymerase II.